Exophiala spinifera is the source of this 2475-nucleotide messenger RNA. RefSeq lists its product as uncharacterized. The record is from RefSeq and is a predicted model, not a curated record. The transcript has 3 exons. Gene Ontology annotation, biological process: regulation of DNA-templated transcription; DNA-templated transcription. The coding region runs from base 1 to 2475 and encodes 824 amino acids. Lineage: Eukaryota; Fungi; Ascomycota; Eurotiomycetes; Chaetothyriales; Herpotrichiellaceae. Gene Ontology annotation, molecular function: carboxy-lyase activity; DNA-binding transcription factor activity, RNA polymerase II-specific; zinc ion binding.
AUGGCCACGGCAACCCGGCGGCCGUCAACCGGUCACGGCUCGGGCGACUACUCCGAAGAACCCAGCUUCGAAACUAACGCAGACGGCAGAAUUGAGAUGUCCCAGGAAGAGAUAGAUGCCAUCAUCAGGAAUAAGAGAAAGGUCAGGGACCCAAAGGCAUGUUAUGCAUGCCAUCGGCGCAAGGUCAAGUGUGAUAGGAACCUUCCUUGCGAUUCUUGCAUCAAAAGAGACCACCCCGAGCUAUGUUCCUACGAGCGACCGACGAAGAAGAGACGGAUAGCGUUGCCAGGGGGUGUGGGACGUAACGAAGGGACACCGGUCGAAGGCCAGGAUCUGGCCCGCCAAUCCGGGCCCAACGUCACGGUGCCGCGAGAGCAGUGGGAACGCAUGAACAGAGAGAUCCAGAAGUUACGCACUCAGGUCAAGAGCGAGUCUAUGACCCCCGAAGCACUGCAUGGCGAGGCGGAUGACCCCAGCGCACCAGGUUCCCACAGUCGUUCUGAGGAAGCCGAAAGAGAAGGCUAUCACGCUCCAAGUAACCAGAUGGGCACCAUGCACGUGGGCUCUAGAUCAGUACUUGCAUAUAUGAUGGCUCUGGGUAGGAGUCAGACGACACAAGACACUGCGCGGUCGCUGCUGGAAGAAAAUAUCUUGCCCAAGCUAGGUUUGGAUAAUGAGAGCGCCACCUACCCUUUUGUCGACCUAUGGAGUACGGCUUCCAGCAUGCAAGAUGUGAGCGGUUUGUGUAAAGCGAUUCCUGAUGAUGAACUGUGUCGAGAAUUCUUCGUCGGUUAUCGAGAUGUAUCGGGCACUCUGUAUCCCGUUGUGCCUGAUGCAGCCAGCUUUGAAGACACGCUAUUGUUUAUGCUGUCCAACAGGUCGCGCGCUCUCCGUGAUAACCUAGAACUUGAUCCGAACAAGCCGUACGGAGUUUCGCUGGCUUGGUUAUCACUCGUCUUUGCGGUGUUCGCUUCGGGUGCUCAAUGUUCAGACAGACCGGCCAAGGAGAGAGAAUUGACUUCACAAGUUUACAUUUGUUGCUCAUAUCAGGCUCUGCGCAUGGCCAACUUUCUCACCCACCCCUGUCUCGAGACGAUCGAAGCGUCACUUAUCAUCGGGAAUGUUCUGUCAUACAACAUGAACCCCGGUGUGGCAUACAUCUUCCUCGGAAUGACACUGCGCAUGUCGUUCUCCAUCGGACUACAGAUCAAUUCCAAUCACUUUACCGAGGCUGAGAAGUGGACUCGGCGACGAAUUUGGUGGGCUCUUGCAUGGCAGGACUCACAUUUUGCUGUGAGCUAUGACCGACCGACUUCGAGCGUCUUGUGCAUUCCGGACAUACCGUAUGGGAAGUUCAGCUCACCAGGAGAUCGGAGCUACGCCGAGAGCAUGUUUGCCAUAAUCAGGCUCACGCAGCAGAUUGUUCGGGAGCGUCUCCUUCACCCACGGGCCGUGAUGACCUGGGAAACGAUCCGAAAACAUACCGAAGAGAUUGCAAACAUUGUUGCACAAGGUGCGGCUCAUCUUCGCGAUCGGAAUGUAUGCUAUACGGUGACACAACAUCUGGAACGCCUGGCUCUUAAACUUCACAGCUCCUAUAUUAUCAGUGAACUCUGUCGACCGGCAUUGAAGGAGUCAGCUUCCACGGACCCCACCGCCGUGUCCACUCCAACGCAAUCUCCCGGUGGACGUCGUAAGACAUCCCAUUCUGCACCAAACACUCCGGGUUCAGAUUCAGUCAACCGAGCGCAGUUCCGACGUGAAUGUGUCCAGGCCCUGGAAGGAACCGUGGCUGCAUAUGUGGAGUUGCAUAAUACGUGCAAGUUCGCAUCUCGGUCUUGGAUCGGUAUUCAACGUGCCAUAUCGGCAGCGUUCUUGCUGGGCACGCUCCCAGACACAGGCCAGGAUGGUCACCGGUUGGCACUGUUGCGUGACCUUGAGCGAGUUGUUGCUCAACGCACCAUGGAGGAAUCGACAUUCGAUCUACAGCCUCAGGAUCUGUCGGGGUCGGAACAACCGCCCCUUGCUGACUCUCCGCACUGGGUCCGCAGUAUGGCCAAAUCUUUGAAUGCACUUGGCAAGCUAAACGCCGCUCUGAACGGGCCUAGACCAGCCGCGACCGUCAAAUACCCCGUCGUUGCUUCAACCGCCAAUGGAAUUUCUGGAUCGGGAAGCCUCUUCGCUACGAACCUGGGCAACACGGCCGUCAACAGCCCUCCACAGCCCAACAACACCCGGUAUCCGAGCGUGACGUCGGGUCUGAAGCAGGAGCCGUAUUCGCCCGCCCUGGCAAGCAGUGGGAUUGUCGGCGUGGGAAACCCCAAUCUGACCGUGGGACCCAUCACCCCCGACAGCACUUCUUCGUCGAGCGAUUGGACCGUCGGCAAUCUACACGAACGAGCCGCCGAAUAUGUCCAGGCACCUUUGUGGGGAGACGGGGCGGCCAUCGGGUCUUAUUUUGGUGUCGACACUUGA